GAAAGUUUUUGUUGAAUGGAAGGUGGCAUAUGAAAUAAUACGGGUAAAAUUCGCUUAAAGAGAAUGACAACUCUGUUGACUGAAUCUAAAGUUUGUGAAACGCCAGGAUGUGGAGCCGCCGCAAAGCUCCAGUGCCCAACAUGUAUCAAGUUAGGAAUACAGGGUUCAUACUUCUGUUCUCAGGACUGUUUCAAAGGGAGUUGGAAAUCACAUAAAGUACUUCACAAACUUGCACAGGGAUUGUCUCCAAAUGACAAGGAAGACUAUGAGCCCUGGCCAAAUUACAGAUUUACUGGUCGUCUGAGGCCGUAUCCCCAAGGUCCAAAGCGCAUUGUGCCACCUCAUAUACCACGACCUGAUUACGCAGAUCAUCCUGAAGGAGUCCCACUGUCUGAACAAGCUGUUCGCAGUAGUGCACAGAUACGCUGUCUGACAGAUGAUGAAGUAGAAGGAAUGCGCCUAGCAUGUAAAUUAGGUCGUGAGGUCUUAGAUGAAGCAGCAGCUGCUAUUGGCAUUGGUGUUACUACAGAUGAAAUUGAUCGAGUGGUACAUGAAGCCUGCGUGGAAAGGGAUUGUUACCCUUCUCCACUUAAUUACUACAACUUCCCUCGUUCAUGCUGUACAUCAAUCAACGAAGUUAUUUGUCAUGGAAUUCCUGACUUACGGCCCCUACAUGAUGGUGAUAUCUGCAAUGUUGAUGUCACUGUCUAUCACCGGGGUUUCCAUGGAGAUCUCAAUGAAACUUUCCUUGUGGGAAAUGUAAGCCCUGAGGCCAAGAAACUGGUCAAAGUCACAUCAGAGUGCCUUUUGCGUGCAAUAAACAUAGUUCAGCCAGGUGAGAAAUAUCGCGAAGUAGGAAAUGUGAUCCAGAAACAUGCCCAAGCCCAUGGCUUCUCAGUAGUUCGCAGCUACUGUGGCCAUGGAAUACAUAAGCUCUUCCAUACUGCUCCCAGUAUUCCUCAUUAUGCAAAGAACAAGGCAGUAGGAGUCAUGAAACCAGGCCACUGUUUCACUAUAGAGCCCAUGAUUUCUCAAGGAAGUUGGAGGGAUGAAAUGUGGCCUGAUAAGUGGACUGCGGUCACUGUUGAUGGAAUGUUGUCUGCACAGUUUGAGCAUACGUUACUUGUUACCGAAAAUGGUUGCGAGGUAUUAACACAACGCCGUGAGAGAAAUGGCCAGUUUCAUUUUAUGGACUCUGCAUCUUAACAUUGGCUGUAUAUUAUGAAACUUAAAUAUAAUAUUUGCCUGGGAAAUGUAAUUAAAUUAUUGAAUAUGCUAAAUAAAUCUGAGAAGUCUGAACAGGAUAGGAAGAAAGAGAAGCUGUCAUGUUGAUGAGUAAAAAGUUGUUUCAGAUACGAAACUAUUAUUGUGGAUUUAUUUUUAAUAAUUGUUUACUGGCUCAUAUUGCAUUUUUCUUGUGUUUCUGUGAUGAUUUGAGAUGUUUGUUAAAUUGUAGUAUGUUACACGGUUUGAUCAAUUGCUUAUUGUGAAGAAUUUUAAUUAUAGAAGGUAUUUUUUUUAUAUUUCCAGUCAAAUACAUAACCUCUAUCCUGUGGUAAA
Molecule: messenger RNA, 1560 nt
Organism: Schistocerca nitens (vagrant locust)
Lineage: Eukaryota; Metazoa; Arthropoda; Insecta; Orthoptera; Acrididae
Product: methionine aminopeptidase 1
Exons: 9
Coding region: 64-1206 (380 amino acids)
Biological process (GO): proteolysis
Molecular function (GO): metalloaminopeptidase activity
Source: RefSeq, a predicted model, not a curated record